CGCUCGGCCAAAGUCAAACUUUGCGCGCGGCUGCCUGUGUGUGGGUUGUCAGUUGGUUGCGGGCUCGCGCCGCCAUGGUGGAGGGACCGGGCUGCGCGCUGAACGGGGAGCGGCUCCGUGGCCGCGUGAGGACCGGGCAGCGGGUGCGAGCGAUUACUCGGCCAAAUGGGCAGUCUGGUGCCGAUCACAAUGCAAUCCAGAUGCUGGAAGGCAAAGUAUACACAAGUGUGAAGACAUUAGGAAAGGAACUUUUCAUGUAUUUUGGACAAACUGCAUUAAGGAUACAUUUUGGAAUGAAUGGUUCGAUGCAAAUCAAUUCAUCCAAAAGAAAGCGCAGCAGUGGAGCGGCAGGAAGUUUGCAAAUUCAGCUAACCAAUGAUUUGAUAUGUUUCUUUGAAUCCACGUUCAAUAUCAGGAGUACCUCUGACUGUGAGGUGAAAGUAAAACUAAUGGAGGAGCUGGAUGUCUGCUCGGCAAAGUUCAGUCAUCCUCGAGCAGAGGAGGAGGUGAAGCGACAUGCUGCUCACAUGUUGUGUGAUGUGCUGUUGGACCAGUCCGUGCUGCCAGGAGUGGGAAAUAUCAUCAAAAACGAAGCAAUGUUUGACAGUUAUCUCCAUCCGGCUGUAAAGAUUUGCCAAUUAUCCACUGAACAAAUACAUCACCUUAUAAGAAUGACUCGAGACUUCACAAUUUUGUUUUAUAAGUGUCAGAAGAUUGGGUCAGCCUUGUACAAACAUUUCAGAGUUUACAAGCGCUCCACGUGCAGACAGUGCCGUGGUAAAAUCAUUGUCUGCCGCCUUGGUGAGAAUAAUCGAAUGACAUAUUUCUGCUCGCACUGCCAGAAGGAAAAUCCCAGCCAGGUCAACAUCAGGUGA
This is a messenger RNA of Leucoraja erinaceus (little skate), 875 nucleotides long. Its product is annotated as endonuclease 8-like 3. Gene Ontology annotation, molecular function: DNA N-glycosylase activity; damaged DNA binding; DNA-(apurinic or apyrimidinic site) endonuclease activity. Lineage: Eukaryota; Metazoa; Chordata; Chondrichthyes; Rajiformes; Rajidae. The record is from RefSeq and is a predicted model, not a curated record. The transcript is spliced from 7 exons. The coding region runs from base 75 to 875 and encodes 266 amino acids. Gene Ontology annotation, biological process: base-excision repair. Gene Ontology annotation, cellular component: nucleus.